This is a messenger RNA of Botrytis porri, 645 nucleotides long. RefSeq lists its product as uncharacterized. NCBI's taxonomy places the organism in Eukaryota, Fungi, Ascomycota, Leotiomycetes, Helotiales, Sclerotiniaceae. The coding region runs from base 1 to 645 and encodes 214 amino acids. The record is from RefSeq and is a predicted model, not a curated record. The transcript has 3 exons.
AUGUCAUCAGGAAUCCCCAGUGCCGAUAAUGCCCGUAGAGGCUCAAAAGAUUCGGGAAAGGGAAGUAGAUUGUAUAAUACGACUUCGGGCUCUGCCCAUGCGAGUUCUGGAAGUGUGGGCACCGAGGGAUUCAGUGCGUUGGGAAUUGAAAAUACGAAUAUUCAUACGGCGACGGGGGUGGAGUUGAAUCAGAAACAGAAGGUGGUGGUGGGAAGUGUUUUGGAUCUCUUCGCAGGUCUCCCCUCCCUCGAAAAACUAUCUCUCUGGUCUGACAACGCCGUCUUCGCGGAUCAAAUCACCAAUGCCGAAGGACGCAAACAGUAUUCUGCUCAAUGGUUUGGAUUAAAAACCGUUUGUAGCAAUAUAGAACGUCUCGGGCAUGAGGUAACGAGUGCUGGAAAUCCAAUCGAGAUGGAUUUGAAGACGAAAUACGUUUUGAAGGGGGGCAUGGAACAGACUAUUGAAAGUAAGGUGAGUAUUUGGACGGAAGAACAGGGUGGAGAGGGAAAGAUUACAAAGGUCCAGGAUGCGUGGAAUGGCAAUGUGCCUAGUGAGGGAUUUUUCGUUAAGGCACUUCGAAACCUUAAUAGUGUGGUUGUACCUGCUGUUGUUAGUGUACCAAAGAAUGAUGGAGGAAAGGCUUAG